AUGGCAAGACUGAUCCCUCGCCGUCCCCUUAGAAGGAAUGUCAAGACGAAGAAGGUUCUCAUCAAGGCCAAACGGCAUCACGAACAAUGCAAAAGGGCACAUAAAGCGUGCAAGUUCGCUCGCGACACCGUCCUUCCCUCCCGCGUUCUCGACGUUGGCUCUGUAGGCGAUUCUUAUCUUCGAUUGUUUAUUAAUGAUGCGGAUGAACAUGGAGAGUACCUCGCAUUGAGCUACUGCUGGGGCGGUGAACAGGAAGUAUGUUUGCGUAUGCGGACCCUGAAAGACAUGUCCAAGGAGAACGGCAUACAAGUAGAGACCCUGCAGCAGUCGGUAAAGGACGCGGUUGAGGUCACGAGGAUGCUUGGCUUCAGAUACCUCUGGGUGGACGCUUUCUGCAUCAUUCAAGAUUGUGAAAAAGACCAGCAGAAAGAGAUUGGGAAAAUGGCCACAAUUUACAAGAACGCCGCCAUCACCAUUGCAGCGGGGACAGCUCAGAGGGCUAAGGAUGGGUUCUUAAAGCAGACGGGGGAGUAUCUCCCCGAUGAGCGGGUGGUUGUGAAUGGAGCGACGGGCAAGGGGACGGUGUAUCUUCGAUCGGGGCCCUAUGAGCCAAAGCACAUACUGGACAAGCGUGGAUGGGUGCUCCAAGAGUACAUGCUCUCGUCGAGGUUGCUGAUAUUUUCGGAGUAUGAACUCCUUUGGCAGUGUAAAGAGCUUGAGUUGCAGAGUGUUGUAGGGGGAGAUGAGGCGUUGGAGUAUUUGCAGCCGCUGGAGGGCUUACCGUGGACCAGCUUCAAGGAGGACAACGCUGGGCUUUACGGUCAUGACGAUGGGGAGAAACUGUACUUGUGGAAAACUGUUGUCGAGCAGUAUACUCGGCGCUUGUUGACGAAGGCUGAUGAUAGGCUGGAUGCAUUGCGGGGUAUCACGAGGGAGCUCGAGGUCUUGUGGGAGGACAGUGAUUACUUUGGGCUGUGGGAGAAGUGGUUUGUUGAGCUGCUUGCUUGGUAUAAGCCCAAGGGCAUAGGGACGGAAGAGGAGGAACUACAAAGAUCAGGUCGAGCACCAAGCUGGUCUUGGGCAUCGCUGAGUCGGCAAGUGAUGUACACCGAGAGGUUCAUAAAGAGGGAUGCGAAGGUCAAGGGAUGGGAUACACUUGGGACGAGGAGCCCAAGACAUGUGAUACUCACCUGCCGCGUGCUCAAUGCGGAUGACGUUGGUCAAAAUGAAGUCGACGAGGACGGCGAUGUCAUUUCAGGCGGAUGCGACGAAUUCCCUGACUUGCAUGAGAAAGCGUUUAGGGACGAAUUACGAGACAAAGAAACACAAGUUCUGUUUCUAGGAGUGGCCAUGAGAGAUCUCAGGGAGUUGGGCGUUGGUCUCGUGGUCACUCACGUUGGGAAUGGCUUUUACCAGCGAGUUGGACUAGCCCAGUUCAAGCAUGUCAUUGCUUGGGAGGGAGUGGGGUAUCAAGAGAUAAAACUGAAGUAG
Molecule: messenger RNA, 1491 nt
Organism: Colletotrichum chrysophilum
Lineage: Eukaryota; Fungi; Ascomycota; Sordariomycetes; Glomerellales; Glomerellaceae
Exons: 1
Coding region: 1-1491 (496 amino acids)
Source: RefSeq, a predicted model, not a curated record